Molecule: messenger RNA, 3974 nt
Organism: Larimichthys crocea (large yellow croaker)
Lineage: Eukaryota; Metazoa; Chordata; Actinopteri; Sciaenidae
Gene: rassf8a
Product: Ras association domain family member 8a
Exons: 7
Coding region: 591-1958 (455 amino acids)
Biological process (GO): signal transduction
Source: RefSeq, a predicted model, not a curated record
CACAAUGCCUUGCGGUGUCCCAGUUCCAAUGCGAUGUAUUUACCAGCAGGAGUAAUGAAACAGGGGAGAGGGGCAUUUUCCGCAGCUCAUUGGUGAGACCUCAAAAGACUAGCGCACAGAGAGAGGACGCACACAAACUUUCGGACAGAGGAUCUAAACGUCAAUUAUCUGUUUCCGGACGCGUCUGUAGCCUCAUAUUGCCGUUUUCCUGUCCAGCGGCCAAACGUUACUUUGUCGCAGUUCGUUGGAAGUGAUUUACUGGGCAUUGGUGAAGAAGGACACAUAAUUUUUCUUUUGCGGAAUUUACGUCUUUACCUGUGUUUUCACCCUAAACUUCACUCCGGGGAGGAAACAACUGACUUGAAUCUUAUUCGCUGCGUAAAAGCCUUUCAUGCCAUUUAAGGGCAGUCUGAGUGAAGGACAAAAGCACUUUCCAACCAGCUGUGAAUACGCCAAGAAUAGAGUGAUCAAGAGCCAGGACACAGACAAAGUGAAGUAGCCAGAGGGGUUUCAGCUGCCCUGCACUACUGGAGCCUUCAAUAAUGUCGGGGCCAACACACCACGACCGGCCCCCUCGCUUUUGACCCAACAUGGAGCUCAAGGUUUGGGUGGAUGGAGUCCAGCGGGUCGUCUGUGGGGUCACUGAGGCAACCACCUGCCAGGAAGUGGUGAUUGCCCUGGCACAGGCCAUAGGUCGCACUGGGAGGUACACUCUAGUAGAAAAAUGGCGAGACACCGAGCGUCACUUGGCCCCACACGAGAGCCCUGUAGCUUCUCUGAACACCUGGGGUCAGUAUGCUGGUGAUGUCCAGUUGAUCCUCCAUCGCACUGGCCCCUCCUUGACUGAACGACCCCCCUCAGAAGGACCCCCUCUCAGGGGGCCUGAACGUGGACUGCAUCGGCAGAGCCUCCCUCCCCUUGCAAAGCUUCGUCAUCCCAACGAUCGAUCCCUCCGCCGCCGCGAACCGCGCCGCAAAUCUCUCACGUUCACUGGUGCACCCAGAGGCCUUAGGGAGAUACUGAGCGGAGGACAAAUUGGCGAGGCUGAGGCUAAGAGAAGACUCCUCGUGGGAAGUGGUAUAAAUCACCACCAUGCAGGACCAGCCAUUGGGAAUGCAUCACCUGGCCUUUGGGCCUGUCGCAUGGAAGAUCUGGUCAGACUUGUCGGUCUACAGAGAGAGACUCUCAGUGUACUGGAGAAAAAGCUGGAGGCCUAUGAGGCUGAGCUCCAGGCCUGGGCUGAAGGACGAGGGGGACGAGGUGGAGGGUGCAUUGGGGACCCCGGUGGAGCAGGAGUGCUGAUAGAGGAGAUCCUAAGGCUGGAGAAGCAUCUGAGAAAGAACGAGGUGGAGAUGGAGGAGGAAGAGUUUUGGGCCACUGAGCUGCAGAUUGAGCUAGAGAGUGAGAGACAGCUGGAGGAAAGACUGCAGGAGCUUCGUGGACGCCUGCAGGGCUGUGAACUGGACAUUGAAGAAAAAUUGGCAAUGGUACAGAGUGUAGAGGCUGGCCUGGAAGAGGAGAGGCUGCAGAGGGAGCGACAGGAGACCCAGUGGGUCAGUGAGGCGGAGGCCCGGGCUCAGGUUCUUAGGGUCAAAGCAGAACUGAAAGCCCAGGAGAGACAGGCGGUCCAGCUGGAGAGCAGCUGCAGGGCUGUGGACAGGUCACUUGGACAAAGCGGCAAGAAACUGCAGGACAUGCAGCACGAACUGGAGCAGCUGACCAAGGAGCUGAGGCAGGUUAACCUGCAGCAGUUCAUCAGGCAGACCGGCACCAAGGUCACAGUGUUGCCGGCUGAACCCGCUGAGGAUGAAAAUACUCACAACAGUCACGGUAUAGAGUUAGUUCCCCUGACUGGCUCCCUAAAGCGUCCAGUGUCAUCGCAUCCAAUAUCCAGUCACCUCCGGGUCCUCCACAGCCCUCUCAGUUCUGGCCUGAACCCAGAGGGGAUCUAUGUGUGAGACAGUACUGGUUGGGGUGAGGAAACGCAUCAUGUCUCCCUCCAGGAGCUCAUUUCACCUGAGAACACAUUUGUAAGUGGAUAUCUUUGUACAGGAUACCUCAGUAGCACACUACUAUGCACUGUUGUCUCAGUUACAUGAAGGCAGCCUUGAGUGUGAAGAAUCAAAUAGUGAAAGAAUGAUGUUAAUCUUUCAAUGGAAGUCACAGAGCACUUGGCAGGAUGAAACAAUAGAAGCUAUGAAGACAAAACACACGGCAGCAGCUCUUUUGUGUCACAGCACACAGUCUCUGAACAUAUUAGACUUUUUAAACAUCAGGCCGUCAUGGACUUCCUUUAUAAACAUAUCCACUUAAUGUACUUUUACUCUCACUUUAGUACCUGCUGAAUGAUUUGUAUUGUUUUUCUCACUAGCAUCAUGAUUCAAACCUAUUGCCUUUUGAACAGUAUUCUUGAGAAUCUUGGUAUGUGAACUAUAUCUCUAAAAAUCAUGUGUAAUUUCUGCAGUGAAUACAUUUUACCCAGCAUAAUGACUGGUUCUUAUAUAAGUAAUGAAGGAUCCACUUGUGUCAAUAGUAAAACUGUCCAGAAUCUAUCAUUUUGCAUAUCAGAAUUUAUUCCUGAAGCUCUGUCUGUUCAUGUUAAAACUAUGCACAAAUGGUUAAUAGUUUUGUUACUGAAGAAUGUUACUGUCUGUAUGUACUAAACCGAUGGCUUACUGUAAAUAUGUUUUCUUACUUUUCAGCUUUAUUUAGUGAAGUAUUCUAUUUUAUUACAAAGCUGUGCACACACAGUGACAAAAAUGGAGUGCCCUCAUUCCUGCAGUAAUAUCUGCACAGUGUUAAUUAUCCUCUUAAGCUGUUUCUUUGUUUGUUUUUUGUUUUUUUUGUCUUUUGUUGUUAUGAUGACUACACAAUAUAUUUUUGCCAAAUGUGUUAUGCUUGUUUUUCUGUAAGGAUCAGUGGCCAAAGAUUAGCAGGUCUCUUGUUGCAUGAUUGUAUUGUUAAUAUAGCCAUAUCUGGAUGUGCACAGCACCCACAGUACAGUAAAUCAAUUAGUCGAGUCUAAAAAUGGUGGCAUGUAAUAAUACAAUGGAUAGCUACAGCUACAGUGUGUGUGAGAGAGAGUCAGUUGGUGAUUAAAGGGACGUGUGUGUGUAUGCAGUCAGUAUAGCCAAGGUAUGAAGCCCCUCUUAGGUUGUAGUUCAGCUGCUAAUCACAUCAAAGUGCCUUAUAGUCAUUCCACAGUUGGCGUAUUCAAAUAAUGUACAGUGACACUUUAGUAGAGACAUAGGAGCGAUGAUCAUAGCCAGUAUAGAUCAAAUGUUGCUAGAUAUAAUAGUGCCACAUUGCUGCAAAGAGAGAAACUGCAAUGGCAUAGCAACAAAGAGGAAACUAUAACCAAGUUUUAUCUGUUAGUAUUUUGUAGAAAUGUCAAUGGAAAAAACAUUGUUGAUAGUGCUUUCCACUUUGCUACUGUAUUAUUGUCACCAUAAUACUGUGUGCUGUAAAAUGCCUUCACGUGUUAUCUGAUUUAUUUCAUUAAGCAACACAUACUGUAUGCCGUAUUCACCAGUUUAGAUCAGUACUGUCACCCAGGAAGAAAUAGUGGAUGUAAUACAGAAGGGGAGUCCACCCUGUAAUAUUUAGUAUCUACAAAAUACAUCGUCACUACAGCGUGUCUCUCUGGCUUUCAGUUAUAGAGGAGACCAGUUUUACAAUUCCUAAAAGUUUAAACUAAUCUCUGAUAGUCUAUAUAUUGGGGUGGACUUUCCCUUUAAGAAACCACGCGUGUGCAUUUUUGCUACCCUGGGAUGAGACGUAGCUGUUGUCACUGUUUACAAUUGUAUCAUGUUCUAGAGAACUGUAAGAUGUCGACUGUACAUAACCUGUUUUCAUUUUUGUUUCCUGCCUUAAUAUACUGCAAAGUGUUGACGGAUGUAUGGCUGUAACUGGCUGCUGAUGUGACAUGGAUUGCAUGAUUCAAUAAACCAUAUGACAAAUGCGUCACAACAAGU